CAUGGAAGCAAAGCAAGCUGAAGCACGCUGGGAGAAGAUGAUGCUGGCCAUCGAGAAGCUGACAGGGAAGGUUGAUGCCAUGGAGGAAGAGAGGACGCUGUUUCGCAAGCAAAUGGAGGAGACCGGGAAGGCUGUUUCUCUUCUUCGGUUGGAAGCCAUGGCAAGGGAUAUGGAUCGUUAUGGGAAGGAAGAAGCAGGAGAAAGAGACAACAGAAAUUCUCAGAACAGAGGAGAAAGAAUGCACAGAGGUAGAGAGGAGAGUUCUGGGCAACUGGACAGAGAUGGGGAACAAUUGCAACAACAUAUACCAAGGAUGCCCUUCCCAAAGUUUGGAGGAACAGAUCCAGCCAUUUGGAUCAUACAAUGUGAAGAUUAUUUCAACCUCUACCGGGUCCCUGAUUUUUUUAAGUCCACUAUGGCGUCUCUCAACUUUGAAGGUACUGCAGCACGAUGGUUGCAGGUAGUAAGGUUGAAGCAAGGGUUGGGUGAUUGGAGGAAUUUGUCUAGACUGGUAUUAGACAAAUUUGGAGCUGAGGAAUACCCAAGAGCGAUGAGGAAAUUGUUGAAUAUGAGGCAAAAGGGGGGAGUGGAAGAAUAUGUGAAGGAGUUUGAGGAAGCAAGAUAUGCUACUGCUGUUCAUAAUCCUACGAUGGAUGAAACAUUUUAUGUCAGUCAGUUUGUCAAAGGACUGAAGAAUGAAAUUCAGUAUCCAGUUAUGUCCCAGCUUCCUGCUACUGUUCACAAGGCACAACUAUUGGCUCAAGUUCAGCAGGAUAUUAUUGAUAAGGGAGGAAUGAAGUUUACCAAGCAGCCUGUUCUUGGUAGAUUGGGAGGAGGAAAUAGAGCAGAUGGUAAAGGUGUUGAGGUGGGAGGAUGGAGCAAGGAGAGACAACUAAAAGAGUAUAGAAGAGUGAAUGGUCUCUGCUUCACUUGUGGAGAGAAAUUUGAACCUGGUCAUCAAGCAAGGUGCCAGAAAGGGAAUGCAGUCCAGUUACAUGUUCUAGUUCCUGAGGAUAUGGAGAAGGUUUUAACUCCUGAAGUAUUGGAGCAAAUAGAGCAAGAGGAGAAACAGGAAGAAGAGGAACUGAAGCUGUCUCUGAAUGCUAUUAACGGGGCUGAUGAUUCUCAAUGUAUCCGACUUAGAGCAUUGAUUCAGCAUCAGCUGCUAUUGAUGUUGGUUGAUUCGGGAAGUUCUACCAGUUUUAUUAGCAAGCAGAUGGUGGAGAAGUUAAAGUUGGAGGUGGAAGAAUGUGACCCAGUGAAGGUCAAGGUGGCUAGUGGGGAUAUUAUGGUCAGCACUCAGAGAGUAAGGGAAGUAAAAUGGUGGACUGGAGGGCACACCUUUGUUUUCCCUAUGAGAGUGUUGGACAUUGGAGUAUAUGAUUCCAUUUUGGGAUUUGACUGGUUGAGGGCCCAUAGCCCUAUGAACUGUGACUGGGAUAACAAGACCUUGGAGUUUUACCAUCAGGGACAGAAAGUCCAAAUACAAGGAGACUGUGCUAAGGUUACAGAAGUUUCUCAAGUGCAUGUUGUUCAGGUGCAGAAAUGGUUGAAAGGGAAUGAGGUCUGGGCUUUUGUGUUGCUGGAACAGGUGGUACCAACGACAGAAGAGGUGAAGGGGCAGUUAGCAGCACUACUCACAGAAUUUCAGGAUUUAUUCGCUCAGCCUGCAGCCUUACCUCCCAAAAGGGAGUUUGACCACUAUAUACCAUUGCUGCCAGGGUCGGUUCCAGUGAAUGCCAGACCAUAUAGAUACUCUCCACUACACAAAGAUGAGAUAGAGAGACAAGUGGCAGAAUUGCUCAAAGCAGGCUUGAUUGUUCCUAGUGUAAGCUCUUUUGCUUCUCCAGUAUUACUGGUACAAAAGAAAGAUGGAACAUGGAGGUUUUGCAUAGAUUACAGAAAGCUCAAUGAUAUGACAGUGAAGAAUAGGUUUCCAAUGCCUUUGGUGGAUGAGAUUUUAGAUGAGUUGGCAGGCACCCAAUAUUUUUCCAGUUUGGAUAUGACAGCUGGGUACCAUCAGAUUCGAAUGGGCGAAGAAGAUGAGCACAAGACUGCUUUUAAAACCCAUCAUGGGCAUUAUCAAUUCAGAGUAAUGCCAUUUGGGUUGACCAAUGCUCCUGCCACUUUUCAGUGUGCUAUGAAUAGUAUUUUGGAACCCUUCCUCAGGAAGUUUGUGCUUGUUUUUAUUGAUGAUAUUCUCAUUUACAGCCCAACAUUGCAAGAUCAUGUUCAACAUUUGAAGCAAGUUUUCACUGUGUUAAGGCAUCACCAGUUUUAUCUCAAAAGGAAGAAAUGUGUGUUUGCUCAGGCGAAAUUGCAGUAUUUGGGCCAUAUUAUUUCUAAGGAAGGGGUUGCUACUGAUCCAUCCAAGACUGAGGCCAUGGUCAGGUGGCCAGUGCCUACUUCUGUCACUGAGUUAAGAGGUUUUCUCGGUUUGACUGGGUAUUACAGGAAGUUUGUCAGGCAUUAUGGUACUCUGGCAAAGCCCUUGACAAUAUUACUUCAAGGCAAGAAGGCAUGGGUGUGGACACUUGAAGCUCAGAAGGCUUUUGAACAUCUUAAGAAGGCCAUGACUCAAACACCUGUUCUGGCUUUACCAAGGUUUGAGAUACCUUUUGUGGUUGAGACUGAUGCUUGUGAUGAAGGCAUAGGAGCUGUUCUUAUGCAGGAGCACAAACCAUUGGCUUUCUUGAGUAAGGCCCUGGGUAUGAAGAACAAGCAACUAUCCAUUUAUGAGAAGGAAUUUCUGGCCUUAAUCAUGGCAGUUGACAGGUGGAGACCUUAUUUGCAAAGGUCCUCUUUCACUAUUAUGACAGACCAUCAGUCUCUGUCUUUCUUGGGAGAACAGCAGCUUCAGUCUGAAUUGCAAAGAAAAGCUAUGGCUAAGCUUAUGGGUCUCCAGUUCAAGAUAGUGUACAAGAAGGGAAAAGAGAAUGUGGUGGCAGAUGCUUUGUCUAGGGUGGGGGCAGCCAUGACUUUAGCACUGGUUUCGGAGGUCCAACCGGUUUGGCUUCAGGAAAUUUUGAACUCUUAUGCCACAGAUUUGCAGGCCCAGCAACUUUUACAGAAAUUGGUAAUACAGAGUCCUGAUGAAGAUGGCUAUUUUCUUCAGCAGGGAGUGAUCAGAAAGGAUCAGCAAAUUUGGGCCCUUUAUGGCUAUGAAGCAUCUGUUCUUAGAAUUCCUUCGGUCACAGGGCAGGAGGAUGAAGGAGCUGUCCAGUUUGUUCAGCACAGAGCUGAGCAUAGUGAGAUGUUGAAGGCCAAUUUGGCUAGAGCUCAACAGAGGUAUAAACAUUUUGCAGAUAAGAAGCGGGUUCCCAGGGAGUUUCAGGUCGGGGAACAGAUUAGAUCUGUCAUCUAG
Molecule: messenger RNA, 3364 nt
Organism: Zea mays
Lineage: Eukaryota; Viridiplantae; Streptophyta; Magnoliopsida; Poales; Poaceae
Exons: 3
Coding region: 2-3364 (1120 amino acids)
Source: RefSeq, a predicted model, not a curated record